Messenger RNA from Rotaria sordida, 453 nucleotides. Lineage: Eukaryota; Metazoa; Rotifera; Eurotatoria; Philodinida; Philodinidae. The record is from the annotation of a GenBank genome assembly.
AUGGCAAAUACUGAUGAAUCAGGUGGUGUUCAUGCUCUGGUUCGUCAUACAGCUGCAAUGGCUGAAUUAGCCGUUCAAGCUGGUUAUCCAAAUCGAAAACAUAAUGAAUAUUUACCAUAUCCUGAUGAUAAUUUUAAUGAAGUUGUUGAUGUUGAUGAUGAACAUUUACAAAGAGCUGGUAAAUUUACUAUUGAACAUAUACGUAAUCGUGGUGAACAAACAUUUGUCCCUAAUGCACAAGUUCGUGUUAAAACAAUUGUUGCUGAACGUAUUUAUGCCGGUUUUACAGAAUUUCUUAAUCCUUAUUUGUAUUGUAUAACAACUCAAUAUGCUUCUUUUGAAUGGUCUGUUUAUAAACGUUAUCGACAUUUUCAUGAUUUACAUAAAGCAUUAGUUCAUUUUGUUGAAACAGAAACAAAAAGAUCACUCAGUGAUUUAGAAAAGUAUGUAUGA